AUGGCGGCAACAGAGCAUGCGAUCACCAUCAGUGAGCAAAUGGAGUUGCCAUCGCUCCCGCCCAACCAGGGCGUUGAGGCGAUGAAGGAUAUCGUAUUUGGAUCGUCAGCAGGAAUGGCCGGCAAACUCAUUGAAUACCCCUUCGACACUGUAAAAGUUCGACUACAGUCACAACCUGCACACCUUCCUCUCCGAUAUUCAGGACCAUUGGAUUGUUUCCGCCAGUCCUUCCGAGUCGAUGGCUUCCGUGGGCUAUACAGAGGCAUUAGUGCCCCCAUGGCUGGGGCUGCAGUAGAGACUAGCUGCCUCUUUUUCAGUUACCGCCUCAUCCAAGAUGCCGUACGUGCAACGGUCUACCCAGGCGACGAGCACCUGCCAUUUAUUGCUCUUAUUGCAUGCGGUGCUCUAUCUGGCUCGAUCACAUCACUGGCGCUUACACCCAUUGAAUUGGUGAAAUGCAAGAUGCAGGUCCCCGCGGAGUCAGCAAGCCUCAGACCCGCUGGUCCCAUGGCCAUCGUCGCUGCAGUUUUCAGACAGGAGGGCCUGAUGGGAUUCUGGCGGGGCCAGAUGGGCACUCUGAUCCGAGAAACCGGCGGGAGUGCAGCAUGGUUUGGCGGGUACGAGGGCGUGUCGUCGCUCUUCCGCACUUAUAACAAGUCGCACUCAUCAAACUCUGACUCGCUUCCUGUUCAUCAACAAAUGAUUGCAGGAGCAAUGGCUGGAAUCAGCUACAACUUCCUGUUUUACCCGGCCGAUACAAUCAAAUCUCGCAUGCAGACAGAAGAUAUCUCACGACUGCCCACCAGCGCUGAACGGCAGACCUUCUGGAGCGCGACCAAGUCCCUCUGGAGACAACAAGGGCUCAAGGGCAUGUACCGCGGGUGCGGGAUCACCUGCGCACGGUCGGCACCUAGCUCGGCCUUCAUUUUCUCUGUUUACGAGGGACUGCGGCAAUAUUUUGGAUGA
Penicillium bovifimosum is the source of this 966-nucleotide messenger RNA. RefSeq names its product putative mitochondrial ornithine carrier protein AmcA/Ort1 (gene amcA). NCBI's taxonomy places the organism in Eukaryota, Fungi, Ascomycota, Eurotiomycetes, Eurotiales, Aspergillaceae. The coding region runs from base 1 to 966 and encodes 321 amino acids. Gene Ontology annotation, molecular function: L-ornithine transmembrane transporter activity. The transcript has 2 exons. The record is from RefSeq and is a predicted model, not a curated record. Gene Ontology annotation, biological process: mitochondrial L-ornithine transmembrane transport.